UUCCCGUUGAGCGUUCUUUAUUUGUAGAAAAGCGUCGUCUUCAGGGAGUUGAAAUUUGUACCUCUUCGAUCUCAGGUAGGCUGGAUAAAGAUGUCUGAGAAUGGAUUUGACAAUGGGGAGAUUGAUACUUUGAAUCAUAGCCUCGCCGAGAAAGAUGAUACAGUUAAUGUUGAUCCUGGACAACCGGCAUUUUUAACAUGGAAACGAAAUUUAAGCGAUCAGGGACAUGAACUGGCAGAAUUUACUCUGAAUUUUAGAGAGAUGCUGGAGUUGGCUCCAUUAGGCCUUCGUUUAGGGCGACAUCUCAUACAGGAAAUGGCACAAGGAAGGGAUAUAGUAAUCGAUCCCAUAAAAAAGAAUUGCACAACGUCUUGUCAAGGUGUUCCAUUGGGUGGCAUCGGUGCAGGCAGCAUCGGAAGAAGCUAUAGAGGCGACUUUCAACGAUGGCAACUGUUUCCUGGAGUACGUGAAGACAAAUCUGUCUUAGCAAAUCAAUUCUCAGUUUUCGUUUCACGCUCAGAUGGUAAAAGAUACUCGACUGUACUCUCCCCAGGCAACCCGAAAAGGCUCAAGGAAAGUUCCGUUUCAGGAAUUGGCUCCUGGGAUUGGAACCUGAAUGGGAAAAAUUCUACCUAUCACGCUCUGUAUCCAAGGGCUUGGACCAUUUAUAAUGGGGAACCUGACCCGGAGUUAACAAUAACUUGCCGUCAGGUUUCACCUUUUAUUCCCCACAACUAUCAACAAAGUAGUUUACCUGUUGCAUUAUUUGCAUUCACGCUUACCAAUUCAGGGAAUACUGCUGCAGAAGUAACUUUGCUCUAUUCAUGGGCGAAUUCCGUGGGUGGGAAUUCUGAGUUUUCUGGUUAUCAUUCAAACUCCAAGAUGACUGAAAAAGAUGGUGUGCGUGGAGUUCUUCUGCAUCACAACACUGCAAAUGGGCAAUCACCAGUAACAUUUGCUAUAGCAGCACAAGAAACAGCUGAUGUGCAUGUCUCUGAAUGCCCUUGUUUUGUGAUAUCUGGAAAUUCAGUUGGAUUCACAGCAAGUGAUAUGUGGCAUGAAAUUAAAAAGCAUGGGUCCUUUGACAACCUUGGUUCGACCGAUAAAAUUAUGCAUUCGGAGCCAGGGUCAUCUAUUGGUGCGGCUAUAGCAGCUUCUGUGAUGAUUCCUCCUCAAGCUGCUCAUACUGUAAAAUUUUCUUUGGCAUGGGCUUGCCCAGAAGUAAAGUUUCCUAGUGGGAAGAUUUAUCACAGACGUUAUACCAAAUUUUAUGGGACUGAUGGAGAUGCAGCAGCAAGACUUGUACAUGAUGCCAUAAUAGAACAUCAAACGUGGGAAUCCCAAAUUGAAGAAUGGCAAAGACCAAUUCUACAAGACAAAAGACUUCCAGAAUGGUAUCCCGUCACUCUUUUCAAUGAGCUCUACUAUCUCAAUGCUGGAGGGACGAUAUGGACAGACGGGUCAUCACCGCUACAUAGUCUGACAGCAAUUGAAGAAAGAAAGUUUUCCCUCGAUAAAUCAAAUUUUGAUCGUGGAAACUUAGCUAAAGUCAUUCCAGAAAACAAUACUGCAGCUGACAUCUUGGACAGGAUGGCAUCAGUUCUUGAGAAAAUGCACACUCCUAUCGCAUCAAAUUCUGGCUCUGUAACAUUAUUGCUUGAAGACGAUGAGCAUAUUGGUCAUUUUCUCUAUCUUGAAGGGAUUGAGUAUCUAAUGUGGAACACAUACGAUGUUCAUUUCUACUCAUCUUUCGCACUCUCCAUGCUAUUUCCAAAACUUGAGCUCAGCAUUCAGAGAGACUUUGCUCGAGCAGUAAUGGUGCAUGAUCCUGAAAAGGUUAAACUUCUAAGUAAUGGCAAGUGGGCUGCUAGAAAAGUUCUAGGAGCUGUUCCCCAUGACCUCGGGCUAUUCGAUCCAUGGUUCAAAUUAAAUGCUUAUACACUUCAUAACACAGAUAGGUGGAAAGAUCUAAAUCCUAAAUUUGUUCUGCAAGUUUAUAGGGAUAUAGUAGUCACUGGUGAUAAGUCCUUUGCACGAGAAGUUUGGCCAGCAGUCUAUACUGCCAUGGCUUAUAUGGAUCAAUUUGAUAAGGAUGGAGAUGGAAUGAUAGAAAAUGAAGGAUUCCCUGAUCAAACUUAUGAUGUUUGGUCAGUUACAGGUGUUAGUGCAUAUUGUGGAGGACUUUGGGUGGCAGCUCUACAGGCUGCUUCAGCUAUGGCACGCGAAGUUGGCGACAAAGCUUCAGAAGCAAUGUUUUGGGAUAAAUAUGAGAAGGCAAGAUUAGUAUAUAUGAAACUAUGGAAUGGUUCGUACUUUAACUAUGAUGAAAGCGAUGGAAAGACAAGCUCGUCUAUACAGGCUGAUCAGUUAGCUGGACAAUGGUACGCUGCAGCGUGCGGCCUAAACUCAAUAGUUGACGCGGAAAAAGCGCAAAGUGCUUUUGAAAAAAUUUACUCUUUCAACGUCCUCAAGUUCAAGGAUGGAAAAGGUGGCGCAGUUAAUGGGAUGAAACCAGAUGGUAAUGUUGAUUUGUCUGCAAUGCAAUCGAGAGAGAUAUGGCCUGGAGUUACAUAUGCUGUUGCUUCUGCUAUGAUCCAAGAAGGUAUGGUUGACAUGGGAUUCAAAACUGCUCAAGGCGUCUAUGAAACUGCGUGGUCUGAGCAAGGGGCCGGGUACUCUUUUCAAACCCCUGAAGCCUGGAAUGCAAAGGGUGAAUACAGGUCUCUCUGCUACAUGCGUCCACUGGCGAUAUGGGCAAUGCAAUGGGCAUUAUCGCCUCCGAAGCUACACAAAGAUGUUGAAUCUGACACAAAAGAAGAAGCUAAUCUAAAGCAUCACAUGUCAUUCUCUAAAGUUGCGAAGUUACUCAAAUUGCCUGAAGAAGAGCAUCAUAAAAGUAUUCUUCGGGUUAUCUACGAGAUCACUUGUAAUAGGCUGAGGUCUUAAUGGCGGUUUCAAAGCCUUAAGGGGCUUACUCAUCUACGUUGAAUAAAGGAACUUGUAUACUUAUUUUGUGACUGCAUUGAUUGAUUGUAUGUGCAUUAUUACUGUAACAAUAAAAGGCGGCAUUGCUCUUUUUCUGGGUUUUAUUUGUAAAUUACAUUGUCAAAGUACUUCGUAAAUAAAAAGUUCUUUUUUCCUUUU
Molecule: messenger RNA, 3144 nt
Organism: Asparagus officinalis (garden asparagus)
Lineage: Eukaryota; Viridiplantae; Streptophyta; Magnoliopsida; Asparagales; Asparagaceae
Product: non-lysosomal glucosylceramidase-like
Exons: 20
Coding region: 91-2946 (951 amino acids)
Biological process (GO): carbohydrate metabolic process; glucosylceramide catabolic process
Cellular component (GO): membrane
Molecular function (GO): glucosylceramidase activity; beta-glucosidase activity
Source: RefSeq, a predicted model, not a curated record